AAAACAACCAUCUCUAUCUCCUAUCUCCGUCAUUCUGCGUAAUUGUAAUUCCUUCGUAUAAUUCUUGAGAAAAAAAAUUAAAUUAAAAUUGUAUGAAGCAAUAAGCAAAAAAGCGGAAAACUGCACGAACUGAAGGCGGUAAACCAAAUCGAACGAGAGCAGCAAUAAAAGCCAAAUCAGAAAACAGUAUGAAAAUGGUGUUGUCGCAGCGGCAGCGCGAGGAGCUUAACCAAGCGAUUGCCGACUAUUUGGGCUCAAAUGGGUACGCAGACUCUCUGGAGGCAUUCCGCAAGGAAGCCGAUCUCAGCUCAGAGGCAGAGAAGAAGUUUGGCGGUCUGCUCGAGAAGAAGUGGACGUCCGUCAUCCGGCUGCAGAAGAAAGUGAUGGAACUAGAGGCUAAGCUAACCGAAGCUGAAAAGGAGGUCAUCGAGGGUGCACCCACAAAGAACAAACGCACGCCCGGCGAGUGGAUACCGCGGCCACCAGAGAAAUACUCCAUGGCCGGUCAUCGGGCCAGCAUAACGAGGGUAAUCUUUCAUCCCAUUUUUGGACUUGUGGUUUCUGCAUCUGAGGAUGCCACCAUUAAGAUUUGGGAUUUCGAAACUGGCGAGUACGAGCGCAGUCUGAAGGGACACACAGACUCGGUGCAGGAUGUGGCAUUUGAUGCCCAGGGAAAGCUCUUGGCUUCCUGCAGCGCCGACUUGUCUAUUAAGUUGUGGGAUUUCCAGCAGACCUAUGAGUGCGUCAAAACCAUGCAUGGUCAUGAUCACAAUGUAUCCUCGGUGGCCUUCGUGCCUGCCGGCGAUUACGUUCUGUCCGCUUCGCGAGACCGCACCGUCAAAAUGUGGGAAGUUGCCACAGGGUACUGCGUGAAAACCUACACCGGACACAGGGAGUGGGUGCGAAUGGUGCGAGUGCACAUUGAAGGCAGUAUCUUUGCCACAUGCUCAAAUGAUCACACAAUCCGUGUUUGGCUGACGAAUUCGAGAGACUGCAAGGUUGAAUUACGCGAUCAUGAGCACACUGUGGAGUGCAUUGCAUGGGCGCCAGAAGCUGCUGCCUCGGCGAUAAACGAGGCAGCCGGAGCGGACAACAAGAAGGGUCACCACCAGGGUCCCUUCCUCGCCUCUGGCUCUCGCGACAAGACCAUUCGCAUUUGGGACGUGAGCGUCGGGCUAUGCCUAUUCACGCUGAAUGGCCAUGACAACUGGGUGCGUGGCCUGGCAUUCCAUCCGGCUGGAAAGUACCUAGUCUCGGCUAGCGACGAUAAGACCAUUCGGGUCUGGGAUUUGCGCAACAAACGAUGCAUGAAGACGCUCUAUGCGCAUCAGCAUUUCUGCACCUCCAUAGAUUUUCACAAAGCGCAUCCGUACGUCAUUAGCGGUAGCGUAGAUCAAACAGUUAAGGUCUGGGAAUGUCGUUAAAGGAAAGAAACAGUUGGCAAGGGUUCUGCUUACUUCUCAAUUUAAACAUAAAGAAAGCUAAUAUAUUAAAUCACACACCAACCAACACACACCACGCCCACGUAUGCGAGCAGUCUCAGCCACCAUAGCGGCAGUUUAUUUUCCAGGCGCUUUCUGUGUCAGCGUCCGCAUGCAAAAUGAACAUAAUUGUAUUUUAAAAGUGAAUGAAACUGGCGAAAACGAAUUAUUUAUUUAAUUGUACGACUUUCUAAAUAACUAACUACCUACCAACCUACCUAUUAUAUACAAAGUACAUAUACAUUAAUGCCUAAAUAUAUGCCUACCUAAAGUAAAGCCGUGUCGCCGCGGCCCGCGGGUCUCCUCUUUUAGCUAAAAAGUAACAGACUCCCUAGUUUGUCGUGGAAAUCGUUAAAAGCGAAAAGUAUUUACAAUUUUAUAAACAAAAUUUAUCCGACAGACAGCUGUUCCAGUGUGGCACGAUUAAUUCUUUUUUCCAUCCAUCCAUCCAUAACUUGUACCCGAGCACACCCUCACUUAUACACAAUCGAGAAAAAUUAAAUGAAGUUGACGUGUUUAAGUGUUUGAAAAACUAAGCAUAAUAGAAAAAUACGCUGAAGGCAGUUUAAGCUAAAAGGAAGAAAGUAUUUCAAGUAAUUAGAAAAGAGAAGAAAACCUUUUAAAUCACAAAGAUAAAUUUGUUAUUGAGAACUACUCGAAUUGUAUUCAGUAUGCUCUUCUUACCAUAACCGAGGUAACUUCAAUGUCGAGUUCUUUUUAUCAACUAUCCACACACAACACUAUCCAAAGCCCUGUUUUGUGUUCUUUUUUGCGAAAGGAUCUUCAACAAAAGCAAAACAAACGUCUAUCAAAAUGCUUACAAAUUAAGUUGGCUUAAGUUCAAAAUAUGAUUUACUUUUACGGUUUACAUAGUAGAAAAAUGCUGCAAAUUUAAUUUUAAUAGUUUUUAUAAGUGCAAAGGCAAAAGAUAUACAUACAUAUAUAUAUAUAUAAAAUUAUUAUACAAAUUGUGGAAAAAUCGAAAUGUUCGUAUAAAUGUAUGCAAAAUGAGCCGAAAAAUCGAUCGAACACCAAUCAUUUGAAGAACAAAUUUUUGGAUUCCAUGAAAACAAAACACUGAAAUCAAUAAAUGUUUGCUUCUUCGAGAAAACCAA
This is a messenger RNA of Drosophila bipectinata, 2596 nucleotides long. It is a transcript of the gene Lis-1, whose product is annotated as LisH and WD40 domain-containing Lis-1. Gene Ontology annotation, biological process: germ cell development; brain morphogenesis; vesicle transport along microtubule. Lineage: Eukaryota; Metazoa; Arthropoda; Insecta; Diptera; Drosophilidae. The record is from RefSeq and is a predicted model, not a curated record. Gene Ontology annotation, cellular component: kinetochore; neuron projection; neuronal cell body. Gene Ontology annotation, molecular function: dynein complex binding; microtubule plus-end binding.